AUGGAGCUUCUUCGGAGUCUUCAGACAUAUCAGCCAAAAAUCACAGGUUGGUUCUGCUUACAUGCGUUACAUGGAGAUUAUGGAACGUUGGGUACCGCGCUGCAGCGAUGUCAAGGCGGGGAAACUGGCUGCUUACGCUGCUGUGGACAACCACAUCCAGCUGAGAGAAUACGCCAGGAGAAGUUGAACAUUGUGUGCGUUCCUACGUCAUUCCAGGCUCGGCAGCUGAUUCUGCAGCAUGGCCUGUCUCUCUCCGAUUUAGACAGACACCCAGAUCUGGACGUAGCGAUCGAUGGAGCUGAUGAAGUGGAUGAUUCACUUACUCUUAUUAAAGGAGGCGGAGGAUGCUUGACUCAGGAGAAAAUCGUAGCUGGCUGUGCCAAACACUUCGUCGUCAUUGCUGACUUCAGGAAGGAUUCAAAGGCACUGGGGCAGCAGUGGAAGAAAGGCGUGCCGGUGGAAGUGGUUCCUAUGGCGUACGUGCCCGUGUCCAGGGCCAUCACCCGGCGCUUUGGUGGGGAAGCUGUGCUGAGGAUGGCGGUCAGUAAAGCGGGCCCUGUAGUGACCGAUAACAGCAACUUCAUCCUCGACUGGAAGUUUGAACGUGCUCAGAACUGGAAAGAAGUCAACACUGCCAUCAAAAUGAUCCCAGGUGUUGUGGAGACCGGACUGUUUGUGGGAAUGGCUGAGAGAGUUUACUUUGGGAUGGAGGAUGGAAGUGUGAAGGUCAGAGAUGCUCCAAUGAACUAA
Messenger RNA from Neoarius graeffei (lesser salmon catfish), 750 nucleotides. Its product is annotated as ribose-5-phosphate isomerase-like. The transcript is spliced from 9 exons. NCBI's taxonomy places the organism in Eukaryota, Metazoa, Chordata, Actinopteri, Siluriformes, Ariidae. Bases 1 to 750 code for a protein of 249 amino acids. Gene Ontology annotation, molecular function: ribose-5-phosphate isomerase activity. The record is from RefSeq and is a predicted model, not a curated record. Gene Ontology annotation, cellular component: intracellular membrane-bounded organelle. Gene Ontology annotation, biological process: pentose-phosphate shunt, non-oxidative branch; D-ribose metabolic process.